AUGAUCUCGUCACGGCAGGAGCUGCUGGUGGCUCUUCGCGGCCAGCCACGAGAGCUCGCAGCGAAUUCGAACGCUUCGCAGCGCGAGGCUGCCUCGUGGACACAGCCACCGCAUCCGCCGUUCAUUUCGGAGGACGCGUUUGAUCCAACGGACGAGCUGCCGUGGGUGGAGAAGCUCCUCCAGCUGGCAGCGUGCGUCACGGAGAUCCACCGCUUCUCCCGCCGCCUCCUGGACGCCCGCAGCGCCGCCAUCAGCGCCGCAGCAAGAGCCUCGCUCGCAGCCGCACUCCCAGCCUCACACCCAUCCUCAGCCUCAGCACCAUACAGCGUGGCUGGAGCGACGGGGGGGAUUACCUCAGUGUCAGAAAGUGGACGGGAUGCGUCGCACAGGGUGCUGGCAGGGGCGGCGGGGGGUGCGAGUGGUCUGCAGUGUGCGUUUGCAACGUGUGUGGAGGAGGAGGCGCUGCUGCCGUACACACACGAGGUGGACCGCCUCUUCUCCUCCCCACUCCCCGUGCGAACCAUCUGGGCCAAUCUCUCCGUGUAUGAGCAGCUGCUGACAGGCCUCGUUAGAGUCACAUCCGCCAUAGCGCAAAGCAACCUCACAGGAGCCCAUCUGCUCCGCUAUCUGGAGCAGGAGAGCAGCUUCGGGCCUGACCUACUGUCAAUUGCUCUCGACACGUGCAUCCGCCACUGCCAGUGCGUGUGGGUGGGGCAGCUGGCGCACUGGAUGGCGUUUGGCACCUUGCCCCCCGAUGGCGGCGCCGAGUUCUUCAUCUCCAGGGCUGCACCUGCUGCCCCACCAGCACCCGGGCUCGGUGCAGUGGCGGAGAGCAGAGCAGAGAGGAGGGAGGAGAGGGGAGCGCACGGCAUCGUUUCCUGGGACGAGUACAGCAUCAAUGAGGCACAGCUGCCGCCUGACUUUGCACCUGAAACAGCGGAGGCGGCGCUGUUUGUGGGGCGAGCGAUGCUGCUGCUGCAGGAGGCGGGGCGGCGCAGUGAGGGCGAGCUGAGCGGGCGAGGGGCGGGCAGCAGCAGGCAGCAGAAGCACGAGGCAGACGUGAAGAGGAUCCUGGACAGUGUUCUGGCUCUGCGCAAGGGGCGCACGAAGCACGCAUGGGGCGAGCAGCGGGUGCACGACGUGGUGGAGGCGGCCAGGAAAAGAGCCGCGCGCCGCCUGUGGCAGCUGGUGGUGAGGGAGAGCGACCUAUUUGGCCAUCUCCAUGCAGUGCAUUACUUCCUGCUGGGGGGAGGGGGCGCCUUCAUGCAGAGCGUGUGGCAGUCGCUGAGGGAGGUGCUGGCACAGCCAGACGUGAGGGCUAGGGUUGCCAACGACAAGCUGCAACUGGCUGUUGAGAAGGCAUCAGCAUGCAUCGGGGAGGAGGCGACUCUCAAGUACUUCCGCACAUUCUCCUUCAAGUUCAUCCCCCCUGACCUGACAAGGCCUCAACCAUCUGGUCAACCAUCCGCCCAGCCAUCUGCUCAGCCGUCCGCUCAGCCAUCAGCCCCGCCUGCCACACCAGCUGCGGCAGAGCCAGCACCAGAGGCAGCAGCAGCAGGCCUGUCAAGACUGGGAACAGCAGCCGACAUAGCAGGUGGAACACCAGGGGCAGCAGCAGGAGGAGGAGGAGGAGGAGGAGCAGGGGCAGGAACGGCAGCAUUAGCAAGAGGAGGUGCCGGGGGUCCAGGGUUGGUGGUGACCCCGUUCGACCCGUCUUCUUCACGGCUCAGGGGGGUGGAGUCAGGUGAACGACGCGUGCAGGGGGUGUUGCAGGCUGGCUUGCCCACACCGCAGCAGGGGCCGGGACGCGCACAGGGGGGAGCGCAGGGGCAGGGGCAAGGGCAAGGGCAAGGGCAAGCGCAGGGGCAAGGGCAGGCGCAGGGGAGGGUGGAGGGGCAGGCGCAGCUACAGGGGCGGGGGCAGAGUCAGAGCACCCAGUCAGGAGCAGCUGGCGGUGGCAGCAGCGGCAGUGUGAACUGGUGGGACCGGCUGGAGAUGAACACGCGUGUGGCAUGGCCGCUACAGCUGGUGCUGUCCCCCGCCGCCCUGCAGCGCUACAACAGCGUGGCGGCGUUCCUCUUCCGCCUGCGCCGCGUGGCGCUGGAGCUGCAGCUUGCCUGGCUGCUGCUGUGCAAGGUCAGGCCCGAAGGGGCCAGGAUGCGAGGGCUGCCUGAGAAAGGGCCGCGUGGCGUGGUGGCUGGGAGGGGUGAAGGGGUGAGGGGUGGAGAAGGGGGUUUGAGAGGCGCAGGGGUGGGAGGGGUUCAGGGGAAAGGUAGAGGGGAGGCGGUGGGGAGCGGGAGGGGCGAGGAGGAGGGGCAGAUGAAGCGGACUUGGUCGCUGCCAGCUGGCAGUGGGGAGGCUGUCAGGAGCGGUGGCGUUGAUGCUGGCCCUGCUACCGCUGCUGCUACUGCUGCUGCUGCUGCUGCUGGCUUCACUAGAAGCACAAGUGUGGCGGCAGGCAGUGUGGGAGUGGCGGGGAGUGGGAGAGGGGGCAGCAGUGGAGUGGUGCGCAUAUCGCUGUCAGAGCGCAAGGAGCAUCUGAUGCUGUGCAUGAUGCUCAAGGAGAUGCUGCAGAUCGUCACCAGCCUGCAGACGUACCUCCAUGUGCGUGUGUGCUGCCUGCAUGCGUUUAUGUUCACGCUGCUGCAUAUAUGUGUGCUACUUCCAUGUAUAUGUGCUGGUAAUCUGCAUGUACUUAUGCUACCCUGUUUCGCGACUCUCUGUUUCGCCACUCACUGGUGCCACGCACGCCUGGCCCUCUCUCGUCCCUCACCUCCACAGGCGGACGUGGUGGAGGUGGAGUGGGCGGCCUUCCUCGCCUCCAUCCGAGCCAACCCCGACUUCUCCUUCCUGCUCGCCGCACAUGACCGUUUCCUCGCAUCGUUGGAGCGCCAUGUGAUGCUGGGCAACACACACUUCACGCGCCCGCUGCACUCGCUGCUCGUGCUCGCCAUGAAGCUCUGCCGCCGCCUCCACCACUCUGCACCGCUGCCUCUCCCACUGCUGCAAGACAUGCGCAAGGAGCUGGAUGCGAAGGCGUGUGCGGUGUAUCUGUCGGUGGGGAUGCUGCACCAUUCAGUGUCAACACCGCAAGUGCACAAGCUGCUCACACAGAUCAACUUCAACGGCUACUACUCGCUCUCCACCUCUUGA
This is a messenger RNA of Closterium sp. Naga37s-1, 3153 nucleotides long. The record is from the annotation of a GenBank genome assembly. Lineage: Eukaryota; Viridiplantae; Streptophyta; Zygnematophyceae; Desmidiales; Closteriaceae.